AUACUAUUUGUAUUAUUUUAUGGGAAUAUCUUAGUGAUAAUCUUGUAUGUACUUCAUUUGUACUUAUAUAAUAUUACUUUAAUUGUAUAAAUGAUAAUUAUGAAAGACUCUAUAUAUAUAUACACAUAUAGAUAGAUUAGUCUAGAUUAUUUUGACAAAAAUAGUUAUCCAAAAAGUUAUUUGAAACUUAAUAGAAUAGUAUUAAUAUCAGAAGGGGUUUUUGUGGAUAUUAUAAUCAUUUUAUUAGUUGAGGUCAUGAGUCAAUUGUAGCUAGAUUAGCAUGAAAAACCUGAAAGCAUCGGAUGGACAUUUCGUCCUGUUGUGGGUCUCCUCAACAGUGUGCAUCCAGGAUAUCGCUCCGCUAAAUUCGAAUCCAGGACUUAUCAGUCUCGCAUAUGAACGCUUAACCUCUAGACCACUGAGCCAGCGGAUAUUCAACAGUGUUAAUGUUUAAUUCCAACUAAUCCAUGAAAUUGAGUUACAUAUCCACCAUUGCGUUCAAUGAGUCACUAUCUCACAACAGACCCUGAUGAUCUCAAUUGAUCAUUGCUUCGCACUAGAACUUCAGGAAAUACCUCUUGGAGACCGUCACUAGUGAGCAUAGGCUGAUUAAUAUCAGCAGGAGCUUUUGUGGAUAUUAUAGUAAUCUCAAUAGUUGAGAUUGCGCGAGAGAUCGAUAGAUCUUGGAAUCGAAUCUCAUGAGGCGGGGUCGUGGAGUCUAUUAAGUACAUUAUGUAAUAUGUAUAUUAAGUUGUAAAGUGUUAUAAUUGAAAAUAAUAGUGAUCUUAGAGUAUAUCAUCUUAAUAAUGAAUACCAAUAACAUGGAGGGAUAGUCUAUGAUAAGUAAUUAGUACACUUUACAUCAUUGUAUUCUCAUAGUUUUGAGUACAUCUAUUAUUUACUAAAUGAUCAAUUCAAAUAAGUUUAUGAUUAUAAAUAGAUGUUAAAGGAAGAAUUUCAGGGAAUAUAUUGCUGUCGAGAAAAGAGAAUUGUCAUAAUAGAUAAAUGACAUCUUUAGUUUUUCAAUGUAAAAUGAAAAGUUUAAAUUUUCGUAUAUAAACCAAUAUGAAGAUAAACUUAUUUUCAAGAAUGGAGUUCACCUAGUUGUAAAGUUUAUGACAUUAUUGUAUAUGUAUUUGCUACACACAAAAGUUAGUAAAUACAAGUACUAUAUUGAAUGAAUAUAAUAAGGACAUGGAAUUGCUUCUUAGAUAUUAUUUGUUUUUAUUCUUCAUUCUAUAACUAAUUAUUUUAUGAAUGAUAUUUCCUAUGAUGUAAUACGUUACUGACACUCAUGAUGUUCUCUCCGAUGGGUGAGAGUUCUAAAAGACUUCAUUCUUGUAUCCACUGAUAAUCAUAAAAUGUCAAAUUUUAUCUAAUUUUAGUUUGUUUCGGUAUGGGGUUGUGGAGACCAUUAAGUUUUUGAUUGAGAUCAUAAAUGGAUUAAUGUUAAUACGACUGGAAGCAUUGCACAGCCGUUUCAUCCUAUUGUGGGACUCCUCAACGAUGCUCAGCCACGAUACCGUGUGCGAUAUUCGAACCCUUCUAUCUCGUAUGCGAAUGCCUAACCUCUAGACUUCUGAAUCGGUCGGGAUCCAAUGGUGUUAAUGUUUAACUUCAACCAAUCCACAAAAUUGCACGACCAUCUAUUGUAGUCAGAUAGAUACCUGUCUCUACCCAACACGGAUUAGUUCCACUGUUCAUUACUUCUUACUAGAACCCCGAGAAUUCCCUCAUGAAGCUAGUCACUAGUGAACAUAUGGUAAUUAUCAUUAUAGGGUUGUGGAGUUUAUUAAGUUUUUGAUUGAUUGUAUGGUGAAAUUAUUAAAAUAUAUCUUAACCGUAGAGAAAUUAUCCGUCAAGUUGAACGUAUUUAUUCUAUAGGAAACUGAUCACUGGAUAUUUAAUGGUUUAUAGAAACUUGUCAACGAUAACUAACGCUGUUUAAUCGAUUAACGACACAGUUACAAAACCUUUGCGAAUUUAAUUGCUGUUUGUGUACAUCGAUUCUUGUUAGCCUGUCUAACCUGAUGAAGCUAUCUGCCCGUAAUAUUUUGUCUGUCCUCUCUUUUCUGAAGUUUUUAAAAAUAAGCAUUAUCAUGAUGGUAAUAUAUUCUGUCUAUAUCGAUUGUGGUCGGGUAGAUUAAUGAAAUGGGGCAAAAGUUUUCUUUGAUAAGAAACCAAUUAUACACUAUUUGGAAGUAAUUUACCUGACAAUACAGUUUUUUUGUAGGUUGAAGAACGAACUGAUUUUACUUAGAUCAUCAUUGAACAUCUAGAGGCAAUGGACACUCAUUUUGUCCUAAUUUGAGGUUCUCUUGAAGAGUACAUUCAGGACCCCACAACGGUUAUAGAACCAAUAAUCUUCCGUCUCGCAUUGAAUGUCUAACUUCUGAACCACUGAACUGGGAUCUAACAUUAUCUAUGCCUAAAUUCCAUCGAUCCGUAAUAUCAGUUGACUCUCUUUACUCUAAAGCUAUAGAAGCUGCAUCGUAAAGCUAAUCAUAAGUGAAAACAUGAUUUAUGGGAAUAGUAGUUUAAGCCUCGAGCUGACAUUGAUUGAACCACUAUCGCGGGUUGCGCAAUAUCGUGAAAUGAUUAAAGUUAAACAUUACGAUUCCUAGAUCCGGCACAGUAAUCUAGAGGUUGGAUGCUUGUAUGCGAGGUUAGAGUUUCUUGAUUCGGUUUCCGAAUAUGUAGCAGUAGAUGUUCAUCUCAGAGAAGUUCUAUACUAGGACAGCAAAGCUUCCCUGUGAUUUAAGCUUUGAUAUUUAUUUAAUUUUUCAUUAGAAUAACCAGUUUCUGACUUGAAAACAAACAACAACAAAAAUCGAAAAACUGUCUUUAAAUAAUUUACAUAAUCAACAUUCAAAUAGUUAAUAUAAUUACAAAUAAAUUAUCUGAUAAUGAUGUAUUAAACUCUAGUCAUUGAUGAUAAUGUUCAUUUUAUAAAUCAAUUACCUAGAUCUUUUUCAUUAUCGAUUAUCAGUAGAUAAUUUAUAAUUCGAUUUGUAGCUCUUGUAGGGCUACUGCCAGUCCCAAGGCCACCCCAAGAGAGUAGGGUUAGAAGUGAGGUAGGCAACUCCAUCCCAUAGAAAACAACAAAAUAAACAAUUUAAACACUACCCUUUAAGUUGAAAGAAGAAUUUUGAAGCUUCAUGAUGAAAGCCGAGAUUCUUCGAGGCCGAUACCUCUUCAAACAACCAGAGCAGCAAAUAAUAUAGGUACGUUGAAUGUUCGGACAAUGUGGGAGACAGGGUGGAACAGAUUAGCUACGGAAAUGAGGAGAUACAGCUUCGUCGGUGCUCAAAAUAAGUGACAGGAAAAAUGUGAUGAAGCAGCUUAUGCUUCUCUACGAGGGGAAACAGGAGUAAGUAAGUAAGUAAGUAAGUAAGACAAUUUUCAACUAAUUCCUAAUUAAAUUCUGUUAUUUUUUUGGAUCAAUUUUCUGCAUCUUUAAAAGUUGCUAAACUGUAGAAUAAUUUCUGUCAAUGCGAGAACACUCAAUAGGAUUAAUAUUUUCAUUAAUUAGACUUACGGUACAGCUUAAAUUCACAUGGUGUUGUUUGCUUAUAUAUUCCCAUUGUUGUUUAGUACGAAAUGCGCGUUCUGGAUAACACUGAUAGCCACUAUCCAUCUUUGCUUAUCGAGCUAGUGAAUUAAGGUAAUAUCGAGGCAAUCUGUAACUGAUGCACAUAUGCCAAUAAGAGACUGAUCAAUUGCAGACCUAAAUAUCAAUGGGAAGAUUCAGGUAAACAAUAUCAAGUGAAGUAGUUAUACCAAGUGAAUUUAAACUUCACCCUAUUACACAAGAAGGUGACUAUCAGGAAUCAGUUGCUAAAUGGAUGACACGAUGGCGUUUGAAAUGAACAAUAGUGUGUCGGAGUCCCAGAGUGAAAACGAACUCUGUGAUGCAGGUACAUUCAACGGACGAGUCCCAAAUAGGACGAAACUAUCAUCCUGGAUUCCACUGUUGGCUCCUAUCCAUCAUUGCUUACAUUACAGAUGUUUUAAAUUUUGAAAUGAUCGACUGCUAACUUGUUGCCCUGCUUACAAAAGUAACAACAAAUAUUACAGUAAACCACAUUCAUUAAAUUUCUGAAUGAUGUAAUCGUGUGUAUCAUUCAAUGUUCCAUCUGUUUAGCAUUCUCUCUAUUAAUUUCUUAUCAUACACAACAAAAUAUUACAAAGUUUUUUAAACAACUGAAAAUGUCUGAUAUACAUUUUGAGGUGGGGUAAACUGAAGCAAUUUCAAUGGAGUUUUGUUCUCUGAGCUGGUUGGUUUGGUCGUGGUGCAAACACAACGAAAGAAUUGAUUUGUAUUGAUUAUGAGGGACUCAUAGAAAGCUUUGGAAGUGAAUAUAUAUCCGGUAUGACAAACGUAAUUUACCACACUUAUUAAUAACUUAUUUUCUAUACGUUACUCACAUAUUUGACUAGGUGUCCAUUCAUAUUCAACAAUCUAAUAUCAAAUUUAAAACGUUUUGUUUAAAUUUGAAUUGAUGUUAAGUGCGUACUACUUAUAUUGACAGAUAUACGUAAUAUAUAAUACACUCACCUCCCCUUUAAACGGUCAUGCUUGCAGUUGUUCUGCUCGUUGUGCCACUCUCUUUUAUGCCCCAGUCUGUGGCACGCUCCCUGUCAAAAUGUAGAAUCCACAUCUACGCUAACCUUCGUAACACUGUCAACCUACCGGGUCAUCCACAUCCGAUGUCCGACCGGCAACUGCUUGUCUCAAUGUUUUUCUCCGUUGACAGCAACUGAGACUUUACUUGACGUCGCCUUCCUGUACCAGACCGCUCAGCUAUUACUUCCUCUCUAGAUUUCGCGACGUCAUACGCAGAACCGCAUCCACUAAGCUCCCUUCCUGAUGGCAACACAAAAUGUAAUGAAUGAGAACUCAAGUAAGGACAACCAAUUUAUUAUUUGUUCUUUGGUUAAAUAUGAAAACUAUACAUUAAUUUCUACAUUUGCAAAUCUUCCAUCAAUUUCCUUUUACUUCAUUCACAAUUCUUCCACUUCUCAAUUUCUUUCAGUUUUCUUAAGUUCGAUCUUCUCAACCUUUAUUAGACAGACAAUUCACUUGUGAUCAGUGUUACAUACUACUUAUAUCAGUCAACAUAAGUAGCAUGUACCACAGAUAUCAUGAAUCAAAUUUUAAUUAGUUUUCUGAGAACUUUCGUUUUUUUUAAUCACUAUUUUAACUGAUGUAUAUGAUUAUUUGAAAUGAAACGUUCUUUUUACUGCGUAAUAUACAUAUACAUUUCUUAUUGUAGUUUAUCCAACAUAAAUCAAUUAUGUCAUGAAAUAGAAUACAGAAACUAUGCCGGCUAAUAGGCAUCAUCAGAUUGAUACAGAAUGAAACGCAAUAUGUAAAACAAAAAAAUGUAUAGAGAUGCUCAUUGGGGAUCGAAUCAGUACAAAGUGCCUAUACAGUCCCCUGACUUUGCUAUCUCAUUUACAGUAACAAUAGUCAGAGUUUGGUUUCAACAUGUAUGCCUAAAAGACAGCUCAAUCAUUCAAGAACCACUUUACCGUGAUCAUGUCCAUUUAAAUUGUUAUGCAUUAUGGUUCCGUCAAUUAUCACCAACUUAUAACCUUGUUCCUGUCCUAAACCAAUGACACAUGAACCAGUAAUAGCAACCUUGCGUCAAAUCAGAACCCUUAUUGGUCGUUAUCGCUUAGCCCUGCCUUUCAGGUCCACAACACAAUCUCAGCCUUCGCUAUAUGGAUCGUAUAUUUCAGACAUAGUUGGUUUAUAUACAAGCAAACCGGACCACAUCACACUAUGAAAUGGGAAAUAACAAUUAUACAAAACCAAGCCAAAAGUGGCUAUGAGUGUCAGAGACUCUAAUCAAUAGAUUAGGAAUAACGUAAGAAUCCAUGAUACAUGUUUAGAGCGAACAGUGCUGAGCUUGAGUCCUAGAAUGAACAUCAGCUGUGCGAUCCAGGUACAUUCAGCAGAUGAACGGUAAAUAAGACGAACAAGAUUCCUAGAUUCCGCUGAUAACAGCUAUCAAUCUCUAACUAAAAUAUGCGCAUUCUCUUUUCAAUUUUUAUUACCAUGUUAUUAUCGUAACAGACUGUUCAGAUUUCAUUUAACAUUACACCAUUUAAACGUUUUCAUUUAAGAUUAUAUACUCAUCAUUUAUCUG
This is a messenger RNA of Schistosoma mattheei, 6155 nucleotides long. NCBI's taxonomy places the organism in Eukaryota, Metazoa, Platyhelminthes, Trematoda, Strigeidida, Schistosomatidae. The record is from the annotation of a GenBank genome assembly.